AUGAUCGAGGUGCCCGCUUCCAAAAAGGAGUGCUUCUUCGAAGACUUGCACUCAAACGACCAGAUGACCGUGACCUAUCAAGUAGGCGGAGGAGGACAUCUUGACAUCGAUUUCUGGCUAGCAGACCCAGAGAAUCUCGCCCUUGGGAAACAUAUAAAACAAUCAACAGGAUCGGUAUCUAUCACUGCAGAUAAGGAUGGCCGUUAUGAGUACUGCUUCUCGAAUCAAAUGAGUACUUUAGCUGACAAGAUUGUCAACUUCAACGUACAUGGAGUCGUAUAUGUUGGCGAAGAUGAAACAAUCGCGCCUAUUGAACGAGAGAUCCGUUCACUCGCUGUGGGCCUGCAAACCGUAAAAGAUGAGCAGGAGUACAUCGUUGUUCGCGAGAAAAAACAUCGUGAUACCGCCGAAUCGACAAAUUCCCGCGUUAAAUGGUGGUCAAUAUUACAAACUGCCGUAUUGUUUUCUGUCGUUGCGUUCCAAGUGUAUUAUCUCAAGUCAUUCUUUGAGGUCAAAAGGAUAAUUUAG
This is a messenger RNA of Fomitiporia mediterranea MF3/22, 528 nucleotides long. Its product is annotated as supernatant protein factor C-terminal domain-containing protein. Gene Ontology annotation, cellular component: endoplasmic reticulum-Golgi intermediate compartment; Golgi apparatus; COPII-coated ER to Golgi transport vesicle. The transcript has 6 exons. The record is from RefSeq and is a predicted model, not a curated record. Gene Ontology annotation, biological process: Golgi organization; intracellular protein transport; endoplasmic reticulum to Golgi vesicle-mediated transport. Lineage: Eukaryota; Fungi; Basidiomycota; Agaricomycetes; Hymenochaetales; Hymenochaetaceae. The coding region runs from base 1 to 528 and encodes 175 amino acids.